CCCAACCUCAUUCAUCUUCGUAACACGGCACCUCGGGAUGGCGUCAAGGUCAUUGAUAGCGUCUCUUUUCGAAAAACAGUUCAGAUAUGUUCUGAAGCCGCAGCCCUUCUAUUCCUUCACCAAUGAGCAAUGGCGUCCCCAGACAGAGACCUCUCCAGCUGUCCAGCAAGGUCCACCUCUUGAGUCAAUCCGUGUUCUCACCUGGAACAUUGACUUUAUGGCCUCGCAUCCCAGGGAACGUAUGAGCGUCGCAAUACAAUACCUGGGUGGCCUAAUUGCAAGCCUCCCAGCGUCCACAGCUGUGGCUGUUUUGCUUCAGGAAAUGGUAGAAACCGAACCACGUGGUCCCCAACUCGAACGACCCGACGACGCAAAAGAUAUAUCUAUGCUUCUCGAUGCCGACUGGGUUAGAAAGAGGUUUUAUAUAUCGGAUACAGACAUGUCCACAGCAAGAGCUCACUAUGGCCAAGUGACUCUGCUGGACAAACGCUUAAGCGUAGCGCAAGUUAGCCGCCUGCCAUUCGUUAGUGAGUACGGGCGGGAGGCAGUAAUUGUUGAUGUUAGGCUAUCUUCCGCGAGUUCGUGCAUCCUACGAAUCUGUAACGUGCAUCUCGACUCCCUAAAUGGCCCGCUGCGACCUGUGCAAUGGGCGGGGCUCGGUAAACAACUCCAGGAUGAGGAGCAAGGAGUUGUCGCAAGCAUCGUUGCCGGAGAUUGUAAUGCAACCCGACCACGAGACAGAGCGGCGCCUGAACAGAACGGUUUCAAGGACGCCUAUCUGGAACUUGGUGGAGUGGAGGGCGAUGAGGCGGGAGCCACAUGGGGCUUUCAAAGUCGUCAUUGGCAGAGGUUCGGACGCUCCCGGCUCGACAAGAUUGUGUUUUGUGGCAAGCUUCAAGUUAAAACCCUCGACAGAAUCGGCGUCGGUGUCAAGGUUGAAGACGAACAGGCUGUGCGAGAGAUGGCGGAAGAGGCACUUCCUUUUGUCACAGACCACUACGGCUUGAUGGCAGAAUUCACGGUCGAAGACAGUCUGAUGACCAUAAUGACCGAGGGUGCUUGACAUAAACCGUUUCAUGUAAAAUCUCUCACCGUCUGGCUUCAACUCCACAGGAGCCAACAUCGAAGCGAGGUACAACUUGAAGUUUGUUUCAAAGGCAGAGACUAUGCUCUCUUCGUGUACAUACCGGGUAUCCCAGAGCUGAUCAGUACGCCACUUCUAUCUGACGCGGUACUGGAAACUGCGAAAGACAUCGUCAUAGCGGGAAGUACACCACUGAUGGACGUGGAGGCUAUGUGCAGGGAGGUGUACCACAAGUUUGGUCAGUGUAGCAUGGCUCUGGAAGGUCUUUGAAAGCAGCUCCGUUAUUUUGACAGAACAAUCACCUCUGUCCAAGGGUUCAUUGUGAGCUGCUCUAGGCAAAAACGAGAGUUUAACUAGCUGAGACCAUGAAUACAGCCAUUGUCGGG
Messenger RNA from Westerdykella ornata, 1470 nucleotides. RefSeq lists its product as uncharacterized. Gene Ontology annotation, cellular component: PML body; cytoplasm. NCBI's taxonomy places the organism in Eukaryota, Fungi, Ascomycota, Dothideomycetes, Pleosporales, Sporormiaceae. Gene Ontology annotation, molecular function: single-stranded DNA binding; 5'-tyrosyl-DNA phosphodiesterase activity. The transcript is spliced from 2 exons. The coding region runs from base 38 to 1063 and encodes 341 amino acids. The record is from RefSeq and is a predicted model, not a curated record. Gene Ontology annotation, biological process: double-strand break repair.